Eptesicus fuscus (big brown bat) is the source of this 4712-nucleotide messenger RNA. RefSeq names its product tripartite motif containing 16 (gene TRIM16). The record is from RefSeq and is a predicted model, not a curated record. Bases 79 to 1740 code for a protein of 553 amino acids. Gene Ontology annotation, molecular function: protein binding; zinc ion binding. The transcript has 6 exons. Lineage: Eukaryota; Metazoa; Chordata; Mammalia; Chiroptera; Vespertilionidae.
CUUCAAGGAUCCUGGGCCUAGGAGCAGAAGCAGGAAACCUCGGGCCGGGCGCCGGGUUCGGGUCGCUGUGCAUUCCGGAUGGCCGAGUUGGACCUGAUGGCCCCAGGGUCACUGCCCGGGAUCGCAGCUCACUCCCUGGUCACUCUCAGCCCAGACUCUGGGUCAGCCAGCCCAGCAGAAGAGGACAAGGGCUCCCUGGAGAGCCCCCAGGGAGAGGUAGAGGGGCCGGGCGCUGGCUCUCAGGAUGGUGGCGGUGGUGAGGAGGAGAUCCCCUGUGACUUCUGCCUGGGGACCCGGAGGGUGAGGGCGGUGAAGUCCUGCCUGACCUGCAUGCUGAACUACUGUGAGGAGCACCUGAGGCCGCACCAGGAGAACAGCAAGCUGCACAGCCACCAGCUGACUGAGCCGGUGAAGGACCGGGACCUGCCCACCUGCCCUGCCCACCACAGCCCGCUGGUCGCCUUCUGCCGCCCGGAUCGGCAGUGCAUCUGCCAGGAGUGUGGCCAGGACCAGCACAAGGGCCAUGCCUCAGUCUCCCUGGAUGUUGCCCGCAGGGACAAGGAGGCUGAGCUUCGGAGCACCCAAAUAGACCUGGAACGGAAACUCAAGUUGAAUGAAAACGCCAUUGCCAGGCUCCAAGCCAAUCAUAAAUCUGUUUUGGUGUCAGUGUCAGAGGUGAAGAUGGUGGCUGAGGAGCAGUUUGGGGAGCUCCUUGCUGCCGUGAGGAAGGCCCAGGCCGACGUGAUGCUCUUCCUGGAGGAGAAGGAGCAAGCCGCUCUGAGCCAGGCCAAUGGCAUCAAGACGCACCUGGAGCACAGCAGCGCGGAGAUGGAGAAGAGCAGGCAGGAGCUGGGCAGGAUCGCUGCCAUCAGCAACACCGUGCUGUUCCUGGAGGAGUACUGCAAGUUUAAGAACACCGAGGACAGUGCCUUCCCUAGCGUUUACAUAGGACUCAAGGACAAGCUCUCGGGCAUCCGCAAGGUCAUCACGGACUCCACCGUGCACCUAGUCCAGUUGCUGCACAGCUACAAGGAAAAGCUCCAGGAGUUCGCAAAGGACGAGAAAUAUGACAUCAGAACUCAAGUGUCAGCUGUGGUGGAGCGCAAGUAUCGGGCCUCAAAACCUGAGCCCAGCACCAGGCAACAGUUCCUCCAAUAUGCCUGUGACAUCGCGUUUGACCCUGACACAGCACACAGGUAUCUCCGGCUGCAGGAGGACAACCGCAAAGUCACCAACACUACACCCUGGGAGCAUCCCUACCCGGACCUCCCCAGCAGAUUCCUGCACUGGCGGCAGGUGCUGUCCCAGCAGAGCCUGUACCUGCACAGGUACUAUUUCGAGGUAGAGAUCUCUGGGGCAGGCACCUACGUUGGCCUGACCUGCAAAGGCAUCGACCGGAAAGGGGAGGAGCGCAACAGCUGUAUUUCAGGAAACAACUUCUCCUGGAGCCUGCACUGGAACGGGAAGGAGUUCUCGGCCUGGCACAGCGACACGGAGACCCCGCUCAAAGCCAGCCCUUUCCGGAGGCUGGGCAUCUACGUCAACUUCCCGGGAGGGAUGCUCUCCUUCUACGGCGUGGAGCCCGAUGCCAUGACUCUGGUUCACAGGUUUGACUGCAAUUUUUCAGAGCCAGUCUACCCAGCCUUCUGGCUUUCCAAGAAGGAAGACACCGUCCGCAUUGUGGAUCUGGGAGAGGAGCCUGAGAAGCCUGCACCGGCCUCAGUGGAGGCUGCUCCUUAGACUCUGCAUCCACAUUCCAGACUUUUGCUGAUGGCAGGGCAGCACCUUGCACUCUGGGGGCAGAAAUCUCUGCCAGGGGUAGCUGGCUUUAGAAACAUGUGGGUCAGUGAAUGAGGACAAGAGUCCGUGGCUUCUCCCUUUUGCUCUAUGCUGUGCUGUUCUUCGAGUCAUGUUCAGGUGAAAGUCCCUUUUGAGUGAUACUCUAGUCUCCCAUCUUUGAGUGACAUUCUCCUGUCUGUCAGGUGAACGGCACAUUGUACCUAGAACUGGUAACCAGGAAUCUUCAGGGAGAUUAAAAAAAAAAAAAUCACAGAGUAAUCACAAUAAAUCGCUAAGUUUAUCACGCAUUUCCUAGGUCCCAGACACUGUUUUGAGUGCUUCCUGUGCAUCAACUCCGUGACCCUCAUACAAUCCCAUGGGUGGAUGCUCAUAUCAGCCGCAAUCUGCAGAUGGGGAAACUAUGGUCCAGGGGGGAUAGUUCACUUGCUCAAGGUCACUUCGGUCACAUGCUGAGUAAGUGACAGAGCUGGGGUUCAGAGUUGAAGGGAUGACACUGAACUUUUAACCGCUAUACCGUGCUGCCUUCCUCACUAGAUUGGGGGUGUUGUGUAUAACGAAGUAAACUACAUGAUGACCUGUUUACAUGGCAACAGAGCAUCCUAAACCCUCCUCUCAGAGUUUGCAAAUCUCUUUGCAGCCCCCACCUCUGACGGGACUCUGUAGCUGUGCUGCAGCAGAGGGCUCACUCGCACGUUUUUGGGACAGCAAGGAUGAUAAGAAGUGUGUUAGUCUAAGACCCCAUGACUUCUGGGCAAGGGGCUCAUUCCUUUUGAAGUCACCUGGAGUGUGUGGACUUGUGAUUUCUCUUUCAAAGGACAGUUCUUCAAGUAUUUAAGGGUGGCUCUCACAACACAUCCUCCCAAGAAGUUCUUCCCACUGUAUUCCCCACUUUUCUUGUUUUCACACUUUAUUUCCCAUUUUCCUUCAUGGUUUCCAGGUCUUUCGUUCCCCUAGUAUUUCAUCCUCCUUUCCACAGAUGUGGAAAUCCCUAAGAUUUAUGGCAAACAUUCACAUUUUUAUUUAGGCAAAUGACAAACUAUUUUUAAAUUAAUUUCUGAGAUAUAACUGGAAGCCCCUGUAGGAAAUAUAACUUCUGGUUCUGUGUCAAAGCAAAACCUGUUCACCUGGCUGCUGAUCCCCUGGAAAAGAGGUAGGCGAGGAAAGAAAACAAAAAUGUGAUAUUGUGAUUUAUAAUAAGAAAUAGGUACUUGGUCUCUGACCCCCGCCCCCUGCCACUGCCCCUGUUCCUGGCACAGAGCUCCUGAAACCCUUGUAAAUUCCUAAGUGAUAAGAGCACUAAGAGCAUCUCUUGUUCUGUUUGUCUUGUCGUUGACCAGUCUGAUGUUCCUAUCUGAAGAGUACAUUGUUACAGUAUCACUUGACUUGUUUCCAGAGACCCUGAACUAUUAUUUGUAUCUGAGAAUAUAAGUGGCGUAGGAUUUGGCAUCUUUACUGAAUUAUUUUUUUAAUUGAUUUUUUACAGAGGGAGGGAGAGGGAUAGAGAGUUAGAAACAUCGAUGAGAGAAAAACAUCAAUCAGCUGCCUCCUGCACACCCCCUACUGGGGAUGUGCCUGCAACCAAGGUACAUGCCCUUGACUGGAAUCAAACUCGAGACCCUUCAGUCCGCAGGCUGACGCUCUAUCCACUGAGCCAAACCAGUCAGGGCUCUUUACUGAAUUCUUAAAAAUUUGAAUUCUAUUGAAUUAUUUUUUUACUUGAAUUUUAAAUUUCAUCACAUUAUUGCUGCUUGCUGAGAUGGUUUUGAUUAAUCAUUCUAUUUCCAAUAUAUUAGCUCUCCUUCCUAGCCUAGAGUCACCUAUACAAUUGUUAACUUUUUCUUCUUAAGUCUUGAUCUUGCUGAUACCUACAUUGUUUAGGGUAGGGCCAAAUACAGAAUCCUGCAGCACGCAGUCAACACUCUUUGGGUUUAAUUAAUCAAUAAGUUAUGCAUCGGUAGAACUUUUGCCCCUUUGUCCACUGGACCCAAAGAAGACCCCUUUUCAGUGGCAGAGAUCAAGAUAAGCAUUCGUUGCUGCAUUCCUAUGUCUGCAGUCCUUGCUGCUCCUGUCUAACUAUCCCCUCAAAAGAGAAAAUGAGAUCCACUUGGCCUGCUUUGUUUUUACUGAGCUCCUGUGGGCUGGUGGUCUUGUCACUUUCUUUUCUAAAUGCUCACCAAAUAUUUAAUAAACCAUUUAAGAAUUCUGCCAUGGGCUAACAUCAUUUACUAGUCUGUUGUUUCCAGAAUCUACCUUAUUUUUCUUUUUAAAAAUCAAAACAAUUUUCCUGUUCCCACCUUCUACCAUUCUCCUUAAUUUCUCAAACAAUAAAGCCUAGUGUUUAGUCACAUUGACAAGGUGUGUCUGUCAUGAGAUGUAACCUGUUCAGACCAGAAUACUUGGCUCAGAUGAAAGGGACCCUUUUGGUGUCUCCUCACCUGUUGUGAACGUUGUUCCCUGUCAGCUCUUUUCAUCUGUUCUCAGUUUCAAGACUUUUCUUCUUGAUAUAAAAGAUCAAAGCAAAAUUGAGAGUUGGAGAUAUUUGCUUUCUUUCUGUUAUUGCCUCAACUGAGGCUUUUUUCUUUUCUUUUUCUUGGCCCCCAAACUGAAAAUUGCCUAAAACACACAAACUUUUUUGAAAGAAAAUAAAGACCUAUUUUAUAUUCUUGGUCUUUUCCCCAGCUGUGUGUGUCAUUCUUCUGUAUUUACCCACCUUUAUUUCCUCAUUAUGUAGACUCAUUCUGGAACGAAAAACAAACAAAAACUGAAUUCAUCAAGAGCUCCUCUUGGUGCCAGAUUAUUUGGUUCCAUUACCAGGUCAUUUUGGAUUGGAAAGUCAGAAUGCGAUUUUAGCCACUACAUAAAUGUAUUCUAUGUCAACUCUUUUUCUUUUAAAUAUAUAUAUUUUUUAUUUU